GCGUAUCAAUUCUUCUGCUAGUGUUUGUGCCAUAUUAAUCCACCAAGUUGUUUAUACGAUUAGUAAUCCCGUAUUAUUCACCAGCAAUCAAUUGUCAGAAAUCACUCUACCGCUGUUGGACAUAAUAGGUAUAAUAUUCUACUGGAUCAUCACGCUAUGUACGUACAGUAAUUACAGGUUGCACGUAUGUAAUAAGGAUCCAUGUAUGGUUACCGUGUACGUACACCUACCCUUGCGAGUUGGAAUCCCCUGCGGAAGACUCAUUAGAUGGCUGUAAUAAAAUCUGAUGCUUUAUUGUAGUCGUUUAUUUGUACCGCGGAUAAGUGUGCUCGUGCGAUACUAAGACGCACACAGCUGUAGCCAUUCCUCGUUUGCGGGAAGACUUGAACCGCGGUAUAAAACAAGUUGUUCGUCAGAUUCAACAAUCACAUGCCUUUGCGCAUUUGCCAAUAACAUUGCACUUGGACUAGUACCCCACACUAUGACUCAACCUUUGGCCUUUAUUGUGCUCAUCGUGGCUGUCGGAAUCUGUGAAAUAAGUUACGCCAGGGUCAUGGACAGGCCGCGGUGGAUACAGUGCCAAAGUAACUCAGACUGUAUGCCCAGACAUUGUUGUACAAUCGGAAAACAGAAAUUCAGCAUCCCGCAGUGCAAGCCGAUGCAAGAUAACGGCGACGCUUGUCGACCGGAUGGUCCGAUAACUCUAAAUACUACAUUGAUGUACCCGGAUGGAUCUCAGAUUGAACUCACCGAAGUCCACGAUAUGUUUUGCCCGUGCGGAUAUGGGCUGAGUUGUGAUCGUCAAGAUGCCGUAUGUCGAGAUCCGAGUCACGAAAGAGGAUUCAAUGACAUUUUGGGAGAAGCAAGUACAGAGGACGAUUAAUUGCGAUGCUGAAUUUCGAACGAGAAAUGCGUGACAACAAUUACCUAAUCGCGGAGCUAACACUGAUAAUUGGUUGGAUAAGGGAUUAUAAAAAAUUGUUCAAAAACAUCGCUGGUAUGCCUUGGAAUACCGGUGAUUAUAGUAUUAUAUUUAAAUACGGAUGUAAGUGCCAAUCCUGUAAUGCUGGAAUCUUAGCAUUUGUAUCAAUUGUUGGCAGAAAAUGUACCAUGUGCGGCACUGUAACUAUAAGUGUAAGACUACCAGAGUCCUUGUCCCAGGAGUAACACAUUAUAUUAUGAUCCAGGGUACAACAUUUCAAGAUGAGAAAAAAAUAUAUUAAUUAUUUAACGAUUACCCUGUUCGAAGAUUACAUUGAUUUGUAUACACCGAAUAAAAACAAACUUAUAUCACCA
Diprion similis is the source of this 1296-nucleotide messenger RNA. RefSeq names its product astakine-like. The coding region runs from base 482 to 883 and encodes 133 amino acids. Lineage: Eukaryota; Metazoa; Arthropoda; Insecta; Hymenoptera; Diprionidae. The record is from RefSeq and is a predicted model, not a curated record. The transcript has 3 exons.